UUAGAUCCAUACUUAUACUAGCCUUAAAAAUCGAUUUUAUUUUCUAUUUAGGAAAACAUCUUAGCACAUUAAAGAUACUUUCCUAAUCUAUCACUUCCGGUCUUCCACAAUCAACAAUCCUGUUUCUUAUUUGGUGCAUAGAUAUUGAAGUUCCCUUUAGAAUCAACAAUCAGUGUAGACAACUUAAAAAGUCACUUGAGCUGCUUAGAUCCAACACAGCUCUAGGAAAAGUCAAGAAGAAAAACAUUUCUGCAGAUCAAACUGAAACUAUAUUUUAGAGUAUCCAAUGCAUGAAUAAUAAAUCAAGGUCACACUCUCUCCAAGAAGAUGUAAACCCAUACUGGACCUUGUCCUUCAGAUCUUAUCUCUCCAUCUCUGCUCCUACUGUCUUGUGGGGUCUUAAUCCCCCAUGAACUUCAAGAACUCUGACAACAAUCAGAACUAGGGAAGAAAACAGAGUAUUAAUACUUAAAUGCACAUCUAACCGUAGAGUGUGUGUUCGUACAGUUUCGUAUGAAGAUGCAACUUUAUGAGCAAAGAAAAAAACAGAACCGCACGAUUCAAGUAUUUUAUCACUCACUUGAAAGUUGCCCCAUCUCACCCCUUUGGCUAACUGUCAUGUCCCAAACAUUUAUUAUGGAGUUUUGAUAUUUCUACUUCGGCUAUAUAUAUAUAUAUAAACCAGUUCACCUUGUACUCUCAUCACAAUUCUCUUAUUUAUAACUUGUGUAGUAGUAAUCUUCUCCUCCUACCAAGAUGAAGAGCAAGCUCAUCAAGUCUUGGGAAAAGAAACUGAAAAUGAUGACAGGCAAAGUCAUAACACCUUGUACGUUAUGCAAGACAUGCUGCCAAGAAAUUUGGUGGGCGUUGAAGAGGGAAGCUGAGAUGAUACCAAAAGAUGUCCCUAAGGGACACUUGGUUGUCUAUGUGGGUGAGGAAUCAAGGAGGUUUGUUAUAAACAUCAGCUUGCUUACACACCCGCUCUUCAAGGCAUUGCUGGAUCAAGCACAAGAUGCUUACGGUUUCAGUAGUGCUGACUCCAGACUAUGGAUUCCUUGCGAUGUGAGCGACUUCCUCGACUUGGUCCGUUGCGCUGUUGCUCCACAGCAUCAGAACAAGUGCAUGUGUAUCUAAGACGGUUCUUGUACAGAGGACUCAGGACAUUCAUUGGUUAUUAAUAAUGCUAAGCUAUUGCAGUAUAUUAAUAAUGUAAAAACUUUUUGUAUUGAAUGUGUCAUUAAAUUUCAGUUAUUGUUAGCUAAAUGGUA
Messenger RNA from Raphanus sativus (radish), 1268 nucleotides. Its product is annotated as protein SMALL AUXIN UP-REGULATED RNA 12. The record is from RefSeq and is a predicted model, not a curated record. The transcript has a single exon. Bases 757 to 1134 code for a protein of 125 amino acids. Gene Ontology annotation, biological process: response to auxin. Lineage: Eukaryota; Viridiplantae; Streptophyta; Magnoliopsida; Brassicales; Brassicaceae.